Linum tenue is the source of this 1582-nucleotide messenger RNA. The record is from the annotation of a GenBank genome assembly. Lineage: Eukaryota; Viridiplantae; Streptophyta; Magnoliopsida; Malpighiales; Linaceae.
UGAAAGCCCAACCAUAAUUAACGACCAUCCAUUUCCCACCGACGGCUGACGAUCCCGCCGGCCCCGGAAUUCGAAAGGCCCCUUUCUUCCGCCGAUUAAUACACCCGCAAAGAAUCCGCCCAAAUCCAUCGCAUUUCUCGAGAUCAGAAUCCAUCCAAGAUAGAUUUUUUGGAACAGGGGAAGAAGUCCGGCGAUGGGCUCUCUUCCGCCAUCUCUCGAUCUUCCUGCCGAUCCCAAACACGGUCAGCAGCGGCAGAUCGACGAAUCCACCCUCCUGAAUCUCUUCAAAGCCCAGCAGAACCAUCUCAAUUACUUCUUCCGCCACCUCGAUCUCUCGCAGGCGCUCUCCUUCUCCCAAACCCUGCUUAACACCACCGGCACCAUCUUCUUCUCCGGCGUCGGCAAGUCCGGCUUCGUCGCCAACAAGAUCUCCCAGACCCUCGUCUCCCUCGGCAUCCGCGCCUCUUUCCUCAACCCCGUCGACGCCCUCCACGGCGACAUCGGCGCCCUCUCCUCCCUCGACGUCCUCGUCCUCUUCAGCAAGUCCGGCAACACCGACGAGCUCCUCCGCUUGGUCCCCUGCGCCAGGGCCAAAGGGGCCUACCUGGUGUCUGUGACUUCCGUCGAAGGGAACUCCCUCGCGUCCGUCUGCGACAUGAAUGUACAUUUGCCGCUGGAGAGGGAGCUGUGCCCUUUCGAUUUGGCUCCGGUAACCUCCACCGCGAUCCAGAUGGUGUUUGGCGAUACGGUGGCGAUCGCGCUUAUGGGGGCCAGGAAUUUGACCAAGGAGGAGUACGCGACUAACCACCCUGCUGGCAGGAUCGGCAAGAGCUUGAUUUUCAAGGUGAAGGAUGUUAUGAAGAAGCAAAAUGAGCUGCCGGUGUGCAGGGAAGGAGAUCUGAUUAUGGAUCAGCUGGUUGAGCUGACAAGUAAAGGCUGCGGUUGCCUUCUUGUCGUUGAUCCUGAUCAUCACCUUAUUGGCACCUUUACUGAUGGUGAUCUCCGGCGGACUCUCAAGGCUAGUGGGGAAGCCAUAUUCAAGCUUACAGUUGGGGAAAUGUGCAACAGGAAAAAUGUCUGAUGCCUCGCGAGUGAAUUGAUCACGACUAUCAUCAUGAUUUGGGUAACCAUGAUGCCCAAUGGCUGAUUCUGGGUUUCUUGAACUUAUUGUGUAUGUCUGCCGGUCAUUCCAGGAACCCAAGAACUAUUGGUCCAGAUGCAAUGGCAGUGGAAGCAAUGAAGAAGAUGGAAUCACCACCAUCACCUGUACAGUUUCUGCCCGUGAUCCGUGAUCAGAAUGUUUUGAUUGGAAUCAUUACCCUCCAUGGACUAGUUUCAGCAGGGCUUUGAUGUGAUUGUAUCAGCAACAGCGUUCUUCCUUCUGCAUUGGGAUGUCGAUCAUCGUUCCUUUCACUGUACCAUUGAUAGUUGUAAUGUGUAAUGUAGUCAACUAGUCAUUUCAUUGGGUAGUUCAUCGAGAGGCAGAUAGAACAUGUAGAAUGAGGAUUCUUUUCCCGGUUCGUCCUGCACUUCCAAAUUCACGUUGGUUUUUAGAUAUUAAGAGCGAGCUUGAGAAAGAAGC